UGUAUUUUCAAUGUGGAAAACUUCUUUCCGUUUCCUUGUGUAAUGGUGGAACUGCAGGACAUUGUCUAUCCCCCUCUAUGUAUGACUUCAUUGUAUUUGGUGAAGAAAAUUGCCACCCAUGUAUCGACGAUGUACAAGAUUGUGAAGUAAAAAGUAUCAUAGAACGGGUAAAUAUUUGCUUUUUUAUCAAUAGUGAAAAGUCUGACGUUGUAUCUCGAUAUUGAGCUGGCAUUUUCACAAAUCAUACUUCCCGUCUGUAGAUCAGUGCUACUACAGAAGAAACAACGUUUGCAACUAUAGUAGGAUCUGAUGAUGCCAUUGAUGUUUUUGCACAAGCUGGCUUUCACGGCAUUCCAAAGUUUGAAACAAGAAAACAGCUUGUGGAAGAGCUUUGUCAAUUUUUGUAAUUGAUAAAGCGAGAAGUGCAAUUGAGCAGUUCAAGGACGGGUUAAAAACACUGGGUGUUCUUAGCUUAGUAAAAGGAAAUCCACUUCUCUUCCGCCCAUACUUCUGCCAUCGUAGCAAGCCGCUGACCGCGAUGGAAGUUGACAGAAUAUUUACACCAGAUUUUUCAGAAGAUGGUUGUCGAAGACGUGAAAGGGAGGAGCUCGUUAUAAUGCAUUGGCGUGACUAUCUACAAGAGUGCGAAGCAAACUGCUUUGCCAAUGUUUCAGAGCCUCUUGUAUCUUUGCCGAUGAUUAUGAUUUUUGCAACUGGGUUGGAGGAAGAGCCUCCCUUAGGAUUUCAUGACAAACCAACUAUUUGUAUCUGGGAAGAUGUUCGUCCCAAAAGCAACACCUGCGCUCACAUUUUGUAUUUGCCACUUCAUAAUGAUAAAGAUGAUCUUAGUUAUGAAGAAUUUCAAGAAAUGAUGAACGAUGAGAUUCUGAACUCACCUACAUUUGGUGGUCCAUAGAGAUACAUGCUGCCUGAAGAAAGAUGUUGAAGUUAGAGUCUAAGCAAUAGUUGUGUUGAUUUAAUUUACGAUUUGGUAAUGAUGUAAAACAACGUAUUUCUAA
Molecule: messenger RNA, 1019 nt
Organism: Xenia sp. Carnegie-2017
Lineage: Eukaryota; Metazoa; Cnidaria; Anthozoa; Malacalcyonacea; Xeniidae
Product: G2/M phase-specific E3 ubiquitin-protein ligase-like
Exons: 2
Coding region: 539-916 (125 amino acids)
Molecular function (GO): ubiquitin-protein transferase activity
Source: RefSeq, a predicted model, not a curated record